CAAUAUGAGUGACCGUGAAUUAAGUUGCAGUAAUACGGCGGGACAAUUUAUGGAUCGUGGCCGCAUGAAUCAGAAUGGUGUAGUACAGCCGCUGUUAACAGAUUUAUAUCAAAUCACCAUGGCCUAUGCCUAUUGGAAAUCGGGCAAAACAGACGAUCAUGCAGUGUUCGAUUUAUUUUUUCGCACCAAUCCAUUCCAUGGUGAAUUUACCAUAUUUGCUGGCCUGGAUGAGUGUCUAAAGUUUUUGGAUAGUUUUCACUACAGUGAUAGUGAUAUUGAAUAUCUAAAACAAACUCUGCCCGAAGGCACAGAAAAUGAAUUUUUCGAUUAUUUGGGAAAUUUGACAGCCAAGGAUGUAACCCUAUAUGCCAUAGAUGAGGGUACAGUGGCAUUUCCGCGAGUGCCCAUCAUCAAGGUUGAAGGUCCUUUGAUUAUUGUACAGCUGUUGGAAACAACGCUAUUGACAUUAGUUAACUAUGCAAGUUUAAUGGCAACAAAUGCAGCACGUUAUCGCAUGGUAGCCGGUAAACAUGUAAACCUAUUGGAAUUUGGUUUAAGACGAGCUCAAGGUCCUGACGGUGGUCUAUCGGCAUCGAAAUAUUCAUAUAUUGGUGGUUUUGAUGGCACCUCUAACGUUUUGGCUGGUAAAUUGUUCAAUAUACCCGUUAAGGGUACACAUGCUCAUGCCUAUAUUACAUCAUUUUCGGGUAUUGGUGAGCUGAAGACACGCCUGCUGAAACAUAAAAGCACAGGUGUCACCGGUGACCUUUUGGAAUUAGCUGUACAAUAUCGGCAGGCAUUAUCCCAGCUGCUUGAUGUCUCCAUGGAAGAAUCAUCCGAAGGCGAAUUGGCCGCAAUGGUAUCAUAUGCCAUUGCAUUUCCCGAUGGAUUUAUGGCUCUAGUCGAUACGUACGAUGUUAAGAGGAGUGGCCUACUUAAUUUCUCAGCCGUUGCCUUGGCCCUUAACGACUUGGGUUAUCGUGCCGUGGGUGUACGCAUUGAUUCCGGCGAUUUGGCAUAUCUGUCGUGCUUGGCCCGCGAAACAUUCGAACGCGUUGGCGAACAUUUCAAGGUGCCGUGGUUCAGUAAAUUGACAAUUGUUGCCUCGAAUGACAUAAACGAGGAUACCAUAUUGAGUUUGAAUGAACAGGGUCAUAAAAUUGAUUGUUUCGGGAUUGGUACACAUUUGGUGACCUGUCAGCGACAACCGGCCCUGGGUUGUGUUUACAAAUUGGUUGAAAUCAAUGGCCAGCCCAGAAUUAAAUUGAGUCAGGAUGUUGAAAAGGUUACCAUGCCUGGCCAUAAGAAUGCAUUCAGAUUAUACAGCGCCGAUGGCCAUGCUCUCAUCGAUUUACUGCAAAAAGUCACCGAACCACCACCAGCGGUGGGCCAAAAAGUUCUUUGCCGUCAUCCGUUCCAAGAGUCAAAACGCGCCUAUGUCAUUCCCUCGCAUGUCGAGUCAUUGUAUAAAAUCUAUUGGCAAAAUGGUAAAAUAUGCCAGCCCUUGCCGAGAUUGGAACAGGUCCGUGAACGGGUUCAAAUGUCCCUGAAGACACUGAGAAAUGAUCAUAAGCGUACAUUGAAUCCCACACCAUAUAAGGUUGCUGUCAGCGAUAAUUUGUACAAUUUCAUUCAUGAUUUGUGGCUACAGAAUGCUCCAAUUGGUGAACUAUCAUGAUCUAUAUAAGGCAAUUGUC
This is a messenger RNA of Musca vetustissima, 1697 nucleotides long. RefSeq names its product nicotinate phosphoribosyltransferase (gene Naprt). The coding region runs from base 5 to 1678 and encodes 557 amino acids. The transcript is spliced from 10 exons. Lineage: Eukaryota; Metazoa; Arthropoda; Insecta; Diptera; Muscidae. Gene Ontology annotation, biological process: NAD+ biosynthetic process. Gene Ontology annotation, molecular function: nicotinate phosphoribosyltransferase activity. The record is from RefSeq and is a predicted model, not a curated record.